This is a messenger RNA of Medioppia subpectinata, 1881 nucleotides long. The record is from the annotation of a GenBank genome assembly. Lineage: Eukaryota; Metazoa; Arthropoda; Arachnida; Sarcoptiformes; Oppiidae.
AUGGAAGUCAGUACUCUAUUGAGUAAUUCAUCAUCACUCUAUCUCAACCCCAUUGACCUAACGUGUGAUAAUUGGACUGAAGUUGUGAGACACAGGACGUCAGUGCAGGGCUUCACUGUCGCGCGCAAAGAGAAUAAUGUCAUAAAAAGAGUGAAUGCAUUGAAUCUCAAAGAGUUUAUGUUUAUAAAGAGCAACAUUUGUUGUGAGAUCACUAUUGGAUGGUCGGACAUCAAUAAUCACCUCUUCUUGUCGACAUCGGAUUCAGCCAUAAGCCAUAAAUGUCUAAACUUGGACUCCGGAGGAAUGGCUUCAAACGUAUUCUUCUUAGCGAUGAGAACACAGCUCUGGACUCGAUAUCCGUGGAGGAAGAAUACACCUGAAAUGUCGUUGACUCCCAAACCUAUUGCACUCUUACCGAUAUUCUUGAGCGCUAUCUCCACCUCUUUGAUUGAUGGCAUCGACCCAUUGGUUGACUGUCUCGCUAUCCUUAGCGGCCAAAUAUUUGGCAUCAGAACCCGACAAGUAUCAGUCUUCAACGCAAACCAUCGAUUUUUAUGCCAUUUGUUGCCCUUUGAAUCAGUGCUAAGUCUCGUUAAAUAUCCGUUUAUAACAAUAUCGCAACCGUUUAUUUCACUCUCGCCGUUGCCGUCGCGGUUAAGGGCCGGACGAGUAGAGACCACUUCCAGACGCAGAAGUCCUGUCGGACCAGUUUUGAAGGCGAACUCCCAUUCACUUUAUUCUUGUGAUUCUUCUUAUGACACUUAUGUCCCCAAACAGUCAACUCGUCUUUACGGCCCACAUAUAGCCAAAGGGCAGACCUAUAGCUCUCCGUAUGCACAGAAGGCUCGACAGCCCUUUCGCCACAUUGACGGCACUGAUAGUGAUGUCGAUUACAAGAGUGUGUUCUCUCGUGGAUUCGACUUAAGCUUUUAUCAGGACUUUUACUCAACGAUCGCGACCUUCUCUUUCCGAUGGCUUUCCAUUCCUCACAUUUCUUCUUUCUUCUCUGAAAUCUUUGAUUUCAAAUCAAUUGAAUCGUUAUUAUUGCUAAUAGUUAUCUGUUUCGCAGAUAUAGAGUUUGGUAACUUUUUAAUGGCAUCGUUGGUCUCAUUUAUAAUAUCAGAGGUAAUGAUUGUGUGGUUAACAACUGGUGGCUCAACACUCGUUGGUUCCGAAGAUUUGUCCAAUGCUUUCUCAUUUGUAUCGUUGGAUGUCUUCUCCAAUAUAAUAGAUCCCUCGACUGUAAACGAUGUUUCGAUGUUAUCCGUCAAAACACUGGGAAAACUUCCCGAUUUCUCUAAUUUAGGUCUUUCUAUGGAUUCGCUCAGAGAGUUUGGGUCAUUAUUACCAGAAGUAGUGCUUUCGGCAAUACUGGGUGUAUUAGACCUGUUAUCUCCAGCAUCUGAACUGGACAUCACAUUCGCCUCAUUAUUGUCAUUAUUAGCGCUUUUUCUAUCAAUUUUGCUGAUCUCUUCGGACACUUCCGAAACGGUAGAUAACUCUCCGGACAUAUUUCUGCGGACAAUAAAGUCACCGCCGCUCACGUCGUCGAUCACAUCCUCGUUAUCAUCGCUCUGUAGUUCAGAUUCUACACGCUUUCGACAGACAAACUACAAGAAGGCAGUGUUGACGUCUCAACAGCUGUCGACGUAUCGGUGGAUAAGUCCUGAACAGGAGUUACAUCGCCGACGUCUUCGGAGUCAAAGUCCUCGAUAUUAUGUUCAGUGCUGUUAUGUGUCGAUACCGUUGACUCUGGAGAUACCGUUCGUUCCUUCGGAAUUGUUGGCUUUGUUUUCAACACUCGGGGGAGAACUGAAUCGACUGCCAGAUGAGGCCGUUUCGAAAGAUGUCUGUCCGGAAGCCUUAUCCUUAUCUAUUUGA